This is a messenger RNA of Exophiala viscosa, 2031 nucleotides long. RefSeq names its product major facilitator superfamily domain-containing protein. Gene Ontology annotation, cellular component: plasma membrane. Gene Ontology annotation, biological process: transmembrane transport. The record is from RefSeq and is a predicted model, not a curated record. The coding region runs from base 157 to 1836 and encodes 559 amino acids. The transcript is spliced from 4 exons. NCBI's taxonomy places the organism in Eukaryota, Fungi, Ascomycota, Eurotiomycetes, Chaetothyriales, Herpotrichiellaceae. Gene Ontology annotation, molecular function: transmembrane transporter activity.
GAAAUUUCUUCCUCGAUCUUCAAGAUCAUCCGAGACUAAGUAUAAAGAAGAAGGCUACCCAUUGGGAAAAAUCCUACGAUAGAACCCUUGUAGCGACAGACCCUAUCAUCCGGAUCUCACCACUCUUCUCAAAGCACCAGAACGCAAGUUCACGCUAUGGGGGAAUUCAGAGCUGAGGCUGAGGAUGGCUAUCACAACCAUGAGCCUUCCAGAGACUCAAGUCCACCAGAUGCUGCGGUCAAGCUUGAGAAAGAUGUAGAAGGUGGCGUUCCAGUCGAGACUCUAGACGAGUCUACGGACCAGUAUUAUCACGGCAAGCGUCUCGCCAUUGUGGUGCUCUCUCUCAUGCUCUGUACCUUCUUGGUAGCUCUGGACAAUACUAUUGUUGCAACAGCAAUCCCCAAAAUCACCGAUGAAUUCCACGGUCUCAGCAAAGUUUCAUGGUACGGUUCAGCAUACUUCAUGACGUUCGGUGGUUUCCAGUCGACCUGGGGAAAAGCCUUCAAGUAUUUCCCUUUGAAAUCCUUCUUCAUUGCGGCCAUUGCCAUUUUUGAACUCGGCAGUCUGCUUUGUGGUGUCGCUCAAGACCCAACAAUGCUGAUCGUUGGCCGAGCUAUCGCGGGAUUUGGCGGUGCUGGUGCCACGACAGGCGCCUUUACCAUGAUCGGCUUUAUCGUCGAGCCUCGAAUGCGACCUCAGGUCAUUGGCGUCAAUGGUGGCACCUAUGGCAUCGCAGCCGUGCUCGGCCCUCUUCUAGGUGGCGUCUUCGCAGACAAGGUCUCAUGGCGGUGGUGCUUCUACAUCAACCUCCCCGUCGGUGGUUUGGCAGUUGCGAUGCUUGUCUUCUUCUUUCACACUCCGAGUCAUGCAAAGCCCGUUCAAGCCUCAUGGAAAGAAAAGAUCUUGCAACUGGACUUGCUUGGUGCGGCGCUCGUCAUCGGCCUGAUCACCUCAUAUAUCCUGGCACUUCAAUACGGAGGCCAGACCAUGCCGUGGAAGAGUAGCACAGUGAUCGGUCUACUGGUCGGCUCCAUCGUCAUCACCAUAGUCUGGGUCAUUUGGGAGAUAUACCAGGGAGAGCGUGCUAUGAUCAUACCGCGUUUGUUCAAGCAGCGAUUCGUAUGGGUCAGCUGCCUUUACCAAUUCUUCUUUGCUGGCUCCUACUUCCUGCUCCUUUACUACCUACCAAUCUACUUUCAAAGCGUCUUCGGUGUCAGCGCGAUCGGGUCCGGCGUCCGCAACCUUCCUCUCAUCAUAAUGCUCAUCGUGGGGACCAUCAGUCAAGGACCGUUACUAGCGAAGCUGGAAUACCCGACGCCUUUUAUGCUUGUCGGGGCAGCAAUCGGAACACUCAGCUGUGGUUUGUUCUAUACACUGGGCGUCGACACUUCUACCGGCAAAUGGAUUGGCUAUCAAAUCCUCUGCGGGGUUGCCGUUGGAGGAGCCUUCCAGAUCACUGUCAUGGUCGUUCAAGUCAAUUCCAAAAACGAAGACAUGUCUGCUGCCACUGCCAUGAUUUUUUUCUUUCAAAUGUUGGGUGGAAGCUUCACCAUCACAGCAGCGCAGUCGGCCUUCAACAACAAAAUGAUCGCCAAGCUGGCGGCUACAGCUCCAGACAUCAAUCCUGCGACGGUGUUGGCGACGGGUGCUUCUCAGAUCCGCGAAGCUUUCACGGCCAGCCAGGUCCCAUUGGUGGUAGAGGCCUACAUGACUGGUCUCAAAGUCGUAUUCGCCAUAGCGAUCGCUACUUUUGGCAUGGCAUUUCUGUUGGGCUGUGGCGCAGGAAUGAAGAAGCUCCAUGUGGAGAAUUUGAAGAACGUUGGUGGCGCUGCCUGAAGGAGACGUGACCGAGAUGAAAGGUCUUAGUCGACCACGUGGGACCAGGUUGGUGGUCGUUUCUUUACCGGCGACGGCGGGGGAAUGCGUGGCGCAGUUGCUGAUACAAGGUAGGAGUCAUUGGGUCAGCAUCCAUGCACGUCGAUGGGCAUUCCGACUGCUUGCACAUACAUGACAUUUCAGGUAUAUAAUAGA